This is a messenger RNA of Diorhabda sublineata, 927 nucleotides long. RefSeq names its product peroxidase-like. The transcript is spliced from 5 exons. Gene Ontology annotation, molecular function: heme binding; peroxidase activity. Lineage: Eukaryota; Metazoa; Arthropoda; Insecta; Coleoptera; Chrysomelidae. The annotation marks the transcript as partial. The record is from RefSeq and is a predicted model, not a curated record. Gene Ontology annotation, biological process: response to oxidative stress.
AUGGGUGACGAGCGAGUGAAUCAAAAUCUAGAUCUAGCACUAAUGCACACGUACUGGACAAGAUACCAUAAUAAAAUUGCGAGUGAAAUGGCCGGAAUAUAUCCCGAAUGGGAUGACGAACAGCUUUUCCAGGAAACUAGAAGGAUAUUGAUCGCGAUUUAUCAAAAAAUCAUGUUUUACGAUGUUUUCCCAUGGAUUUUAGGUUGUGACAACAUAUGCGAACAUGGUUUGGUAUAUUCUUCUUUGUCACAAAUAGACGAUUACAACAAUACUUGUAAACCAAAUAUCUUGAGCGAGUUCGUACAUGCAGCUUCUAAAGGGCUCCAUGCUAUGGUCCUAAGAAAAUUGGAAUAUUUUAAUGAGAAAAGAAAUGCUUUUAAAGAUAUUUCAAUGAAAGAUUCUUUCUAUCGACCAUAUUCUAUCGAAGAAGAAUCAAAUUUCGAUGCACUGUCGAUUGGACAAACUACGCAAAAUCCGAAUCAUCAAGGCCCUAAUUUCGAAAAUGAUAUGACAAAUUUUACAUACACGGAUGUAUUGAAAUAUGUGUUGGACCUUCCAGCGCAGGAUAUUUGGAGAUCAAGAUGGGCAGGUACUCCGUCUUAUAACGAUAUAAGAUCUGAAUGUGGUUUGAUCAGAGCAACUGAUUUCGAUGAAUUUAGGGACGCGAUUGAUCCACAGAAUAUAGAAAAACUGAAGUCGGUAUAUCGGAAUGUCGAUGAUGUAGAUUUGUACGUCGGUGGACUUUUGGAAAGAAACUAUCCGGGGGCAAAAGUCGGUACAACUUUUUUUUGGAUCUUUAUACAACAAUUACUGCGUUUCCGACAAUGCGAUCGGUUCUGGUACGAGCAUCCCGAAGCGGGAUUCACGAAAAUACAGUUGAAAAUAAUUAAAGGGGUGACUUUAUCUAGUAUUAUGUGCGAAACUGGU